Lachancea thermotolerans CBS 6340 is the source of this 1554-nucleotide messenger RNA. Its product is annotated as KLTH0E09878p. Gene Ontology annotation, molecular function: S-adenosyl-L-methionine:8-amino-7-oxononanoate transaminase activity; pyridoxal phosphate binding. The transcript has a single exon. Lineage: Eukaryota; Fungi; Ascomycota; Saccharomycetes; Saccharomycetales; Saccharomycetaceae. Bases 1 to 1554 code for a protein of 517 amino acids. The record is from RefSeq and is a predicted model, not a curated record. Gene Ontology annotation, biological process: biotin biosynthetic process.
AUGUCUGCCUGCGUCCCGGAGUCAUCGAAGAAUGACUACACUGACAAUAGUGGCACUAAAAAUAUUUGUCCUCUCGAGUGCACGCAGCAAGCUUCGAGAUCUGAGUUAUGGUAUAUAAAAGCAUUGCUAGUUGUUCUCUAUGUCUGUCUCCUUGGGGAUCGACAGUUCACCAUCAAACGCUGCCUUUCAAGCUGCAACAACGCCAUACACCGACGCAAAACAGAGCACAAUAAUCUUCCAAUGGAUUCAAUCACAGAGCAAGAUUUGGAGUUUGACAGAAGACACAUCUGGCACCCGUACGCAUCCAUUACUGAACCGCUCAAGGUUUACCCUGUCCGUAGUGCUGAGGGCGUCUACUUACAUCUACAGGAUGGGCGGAAAAUAGUGGAUGGCAUGGCAAGCUGGUGGUGUGUUCAACACGGAUAUAACAACCCGAGGCUCAACGCUGCCGCAGUGAACCAGCUCAAAACCAUGUCCCACGUCAUGUUCGGCGGGAUUGUGCAUAAACCCGGAAUUGAACUCUGUAAAAAGCUUGUCCAGAUGCUUCCGGACCCCUUGGAAUGCGUGGUGUUGGCUGACUCUGGAUCUAUUUCCAUCGAUGUCGGUAUGAAAAUGGCACUGCAAUACUUCAAUGCUAAAGGCAAAGCGUCCAAGAGUAAAUUCCUUGCCAUCGAACGCGGUUUUCACGGAGACGCGUUCGGAGCCUUGUCUGUCUGCGAUCCCAACAAUUCCAUGCACCACAUGUACGGUGGGUUUGUUCCUCAAAACCUAUUUUGCAAGGCGCCAGAGGUGUACUUCCACGACAGCUCUCAGGAUGUCGAGAAGAAAGUCGAGGAACUUGAUGUCGCGCCAUUUGCAAAAAUGAUUAGGGAGAACCGCGAAUCGCUUGCGGGCGUGUUGAUGGAGUCCAUCGUCCAAGGCGCUGGUGGCCUCCGAAUUUACCACCCGUACUUCCUAAAAAGGGUCAGAGAGCUCUGUACUGAAAAUGACGUGCUCCUGAUCCUGGACGAGGUCGCUACAGGGUUUGGUAGAACAGGUAAGCUGUUCGCAUUUGAACACUCUGAGAUCGUGCCCGAUAUUGUGUGCCUUGGCAAAGCUUUGACGGGCGGCUACUUGACGCUCUCAGCAACAGUUAGCACUAGGGAGGUUAGUGAGGGGAUUUGUGAUGGCCCAGCUGGAAGACUGAUGCACGGCCAGACAUACAUGGGCAAUCCUCUUGCCUGCGCAGUCGCAAAUGAGAACUUGGCGAUUUUACUAGAGGGCAAAUGGAAAGAACAAGUGCGUGGAAUCGAAGCUCAGCUUUUCCGUGAGCUCGCUCCUCUGGAGAAACAUCGCAAUGUCGCUGAAGUGCGCAUCUUGGGUGCGAUUGGUAUUGUAGAGGUGAACCUGUACCCAGUCAAGGUUGAAGAGCUUCAGAGGCGCUUUGUCGACAUGGGAGCCUGGAUCAGACCAUUCAACAAAUGGAUCUACAUCUACCCCAUAUACACCAUAACGCCGGAGGAGUUGAGAGUGCUCGUUAAAGCAAUUGCAAGCGUCUUGGACGAACUCACCUAG